This is a messenger RNA of Galendromus occidentalis (western predatory mite), 4204 nucleotides long. RefSeq names its product retinal degeneration B (gene rdgB). The coding region runs from base 381 to 4157 and encodes 1258 amino acids. Gene Ontology annotation, biological process: phospholipid transport. Gene Ontology annotation, molecular function: phosphatidylcholine intramembrane carrier activity; metal ion binding; phosphatidylcholine binding. The record is from RefSeq and is a predicted model, not a curated record. Gene Ontology annotation, cellular component: cytoplasm. Lineage: Eukaryota; Metazoa; Arthropoda; Arachnida; Mesostigmata; Phytoseiidae. The transcript has 15 exons.
AGCUCGUCGUUCGUGUCUGACGGUGCCGUGGAAUUUUACAGGUCGGAUGACGCUGGCGUCAAAAUCAGUUCUCUGCCGCGUUUCACGACGGAACAUCUGAAGCUGAUCCGAACUGUCUCACACUGAAGCUCAUCGAGCACUGUUCGAUUGUGUUCUCAGAGUCGUUGUUGCCUCGUUCUCAAGUCGCGGGAGCGAGCACCGUGUUCGUCCAGCUGUCGCCCACCGUCGGGACAGACGUUGGAGAAACGAGCUCUCUCCAUGCAGAGCACUGACGCGGGCUACUGUCCUUGUGGCCGGCCGGUCGCAUAGCAGUAGACCUAAUCGUUCCUACUCACCUCAACGCUUCGGACAUCGCGGUCGCACCACCGAAGCAAUAAAGAAUGCUCAUCAAGGAAUAUCGGAUUCCGCUGCCGCUGUCGGUCGAGGAGUACAGAGUGGCACAACUUUACAUGAUUGCCAAGAAAAGUCGUCAAGAGAGCAGUGGCCGGGGCAGCGGAGUGGAAAUCCUUGUAAACGAGCCAUACGAAGACGGUCCCGGGGGCAGCGGCCAAUACACGAGGAAGCUGUACCAUAUCGGAAGUCAUUUACCGGGCUGGAUAAAAGCACUGGUACCGAAAUCUCUGAUUGUCGAAGAAGAGGCUUGGAAUGCUUAUCCGUACACCAAAACAAGGUACUCCUGUCCGCUGGUGGAUCGUUUCUCCAUCGAGCUCGAAACGAAGUAUUUCAACGACAGCGGCAGCCAAGAUAACGUUUUUGAGCUCACAGGGAGCGAGCUGAGGAAUAGAGCAGUCGACUUCAUCGACAUCGUCAAGGAUCAACUAUCAUCUGGAGACUAUGUGGAGUCUGAAGACCCCGCUAUAUUUGUGUCGGAGAAAACGGGUCGGGGACCUCUGAGCGAGAAUUGGAUCGAAGAGAACAGCGGGAAAAUCAUGUGCGCCUACAAGCUGUGCCGAGUCGAAUUUCGCUAUUGGGGAAUGCAAACAAAAAUUGAGAGAUUCAUCGAUGAUGUGGGCCUCCGGAAAAUUAAUCUCCGCGCUCACCGGCAAGCGUGGGCUUGGCAGGACGAGUGGCUCGGCCUGACCAUCGAGGACGUUCGACGAAUCGAAGCCGAAACCCAAGCGGAGUUGGCACGUACAAUGGCUGAAAGCGGCGAUCCCGAAGAUUCACCGACGGAGCACCAAGCUGCCUCGAACACGGUGGUCGAUCUCCAUGCCAUCGACGCAGAUUCGAGUGAACCUGUCGAUUUGCAAGGUGUCCAAUCAAGAAGCGGUCACAGAUUAGGUGCGCAUAGGAGCUCCGCCGAAGCCAAAAAAACAAAUCGUCGGAGCUCGCGUCAUGUUAUCCAGUCGACGGUGGAGCAGGUGGCGUGGCGAAUGGAAGGAAUUGUCUGUGACAGCGACUCCGAAAGCGAUGAGUUCUUCGAUGCUGAAGACGCCGAUGAGCCCGGGCCUUUGAACGUCGCACCGGAACUGCGGAGCUCACUCACGAAAUGGAGCUCUGUCGAAAUGGUCCAUCAUCAGGGAGAUGGUAAGCUGCCAGUUGACGAGACAAUCUUUGCCCCCACCCACGUUCGGAGGACCCAAGAGCGUGCACACCAUUGUCAUCUGGAAGCCGCUACGUCAGGCCUCUCUUCUCCGGGAGCUUCACCCGGCCAUCAACACGCCACGAUGGCGUGUCCCACGUCGGUUUUGCUCCUCGUCGUCCAUGGUGGAACAGUUCUCGAUCAUGGGAUCGAUCAAGCGCAAACGAAAACCACAGAUUUGGCCACAUUCUCGGGAACUGUUGACCUAAUCGUGCGACAGCACUAUCCUGCUCUGCACGGUCAUGUUGUCACGAAAUUGGUCCCCUGUCCGGCAAUCUGCGCCGAAGCCUUGGCCGUACUAAGCAACCUCAGUCCGUUCGGUUUUCAAAGCUCACCCUCGUUCGACGGAACCACCCACGGCCAAGAUCCCCUUCCAAUGACGGCUCUGCCUCUAUUUGCUUGCUCUACGCCGGAAUACGACGACCAUCUUUCGAAUGCUAUCGGUGCUCUGAACGGAGCCUAUCAGGAGUUUCUCAAAUCAACGGAAGGUUUCGGUUUCAACGGACAAGUCGUGAUAAUUGGAGAUAGUCUGGGCUCGGUUCUGGCGUUCGACGCCAUCUGCCGAACAGCCAAUCAUUCGUCAGAAGGAGCAGGCUCUCAUUUUGGCAGCGAGUCGAGUCUCCAGGAAAGCAAAAGUAAUCCGCUGAUCUCAAUAAGCAACGAAGCCACUUUCGAGGGGGAAGACGUCACGAAAAAGAAUUCAGGAGCUGCAUCAGCCACCGGGAAUGUCACUGCCGUAGGUUCGAGCGCGGGAACGGCUGCAAGCGGUGGCACUAUGACGCUAUCGGGUCCAGAGACAUCAGAUUCGUCCCAAUCGAGUUUUUUCGAUGCGACGUCUUUCCAAAAGCUCCUAUCGGCCCAGGUCACGCCGGGAAGCAAGAGACGAAGGAGCAACUCCGGGGGCCCUGAGUUGAAACUCGACUUCGAGGCCUCGGAUCUCUUCAUGUUUGGCUCCCCGAUGGCGCUCAUCUUGAGUUACCGUAAGAUGGUUUCUGGGGACGAGAAGACCAACCCGAUCGCCAAACCCGGAAACACCCAGGUGUACAACUUGUUCCAUCCCACGGAUCCGCUGGCAGUGCGGAUCGAGCCAUUGAUUUCAGCCAAAUUCUCUCAACUCCCACCGAUCACGGUGCCUCGCUUCCAGAAAUACCCUCUAGGCGACGGUCAGCCGAUUCAUCUGCUCGAGUUCCUGCAGAGUUACUCGCUUCUGUUCUGUGAGACACCUGCAGCCGCACCUCCGGCGCCAAGUCCCUGCCAGCCGGGACGACGUACGAGCGAGGCUUCGAUCACCUCCACGAUGUCGGGUCUAUCGGAUUCUGCUCUUCCACUCGGCACCAUUCAAACACUCAACAACCGUUGGUGGGGGAACAAACGUAUCGAUUACGCCCUCUACUGCCCAGACGGCCUGGCUCACUUUCCGACCAACGCUCUGCCCCAUCUAUUUCAUUCAUCGUUCUGGGAGAGUCACGACGUGGCAAGUUUCGUACUCCGCCAGCUGAUUCGCUGCGAUACUGUCCAACAGUGCAUCGAUGCAGACGCGCCGGCUCCGUCCUUCGUGUUCGGACAGCCGAGAGAAAAAUGGCUCAAAAAGAGAACUUCCGUCAAACUCAGGAAUGUUACUGCCAACCACCGAGCUAACGACAUCGUGGUCAAAGAAGGCGAUCCUCAAAUCCUGAACGCGCGCUUCUUGUACGGACCCCUGGACAUGGUCGCUCUCACUGGGGAAAAGGUCGACAUACAUGUUAUGCGAGAUCUGCGCUCGAGCGAAUGGAUUCUAUUGGCUACUGAGAACACGGAUAAGACAGGGAGAAUCGUCUAUAGGAUUCCCGAAGAGAAAUCUCUAAGCUUCGGUCUAUACCCCAUCAAAAUGAUUGUUCGAGGGGAUCACACCAGCGUUGAUUUCUUCUUGGCCGUUCUCCCACCGAAGACGGAAUGCGUCGUGUUUUCAAUAGACGGAUCGUUUACGGCCUCCGUUUCCGUUACGGGUCGCGAUCCGAAGGUUCGCGCCGGAGCUGUCGAUGUCGUGCGACAUUGGCAAGAGCUAGGCUAUCUGAUUUUCUACAUAACAUGUCGACCUGACAUCCAACAACGCCGAGUGGUAGCAUGGCUCGCUCAACACAACUUCCCCCAUGGGCUCGUAUCGUUCGCCGAAGGUAUCUCCUCAGGCCCCUUGAAACUCAAGACGGACUACCUCAAGCAGCUCCAGACCGACGCUGAUAUAAUUUUCCACGCUGCAUAUGGAUCUCAGAAGGACAUCAGUGUUUAUUCAUCGCUGGGAAUCCCGCCUGAGAAAACUUUCAUUGUCGGCCGAGUCAGCAAAAAACAUCUAGCCCACGUCACGGCCUUGACCGAAGGAUACUCUCAGCAUCUGGCGGACCUGCGCGUCCCCGGUGCCAGUCGCCCAGCCCAAGGAAAUGCUAGAAUGGUUCUCUCUCGUGGCUGCUUCGGUCUUCCAGGUCUUCCUAAGAAACGUCGCUCGGCGAAACGCACUUCUUCCUAUCCGCUGCCACCGCGUAGUCCGAGCGCUGGAGCGUCGGGAGUGAACCUGACUCCGAGUCACAAAUCCAAUACCUGAAACAGUCAUACGCCUGCCGGGAAUGCCCCAAGAGCUGAAUAGGCGAU